UUUUCAUAAUCAUCAUACAGAAUCUAAAUAUGGAACGCUGUCUGUGUACGUCUUGGCACUAAUAGUUGCGUAUUUAUAAGUGACAUACGGGAAUAUUAGUUCAGUGUUGGCCGUGAUAUCGUCCACAGAUUCGCAACUGUUUUUUUUUUUAAAUUAAAAUAUUAAAACUUUGGGGGUUUGGGGAUCGCAUGCGUCUUUUAAAGAAGUGUAGUUUCGAAGAAUUCGUGAUGGAAUCGGGAAAUGAAUUUGAGAAAUGGCGAAACUCCGCACCAAGUUUCUAUGCCGCUCAGUCGAUUGAUAUGCGACACUACUCUUUCGUACACAACCUAGAUCCAACAGUUCGUGAAGGAUCUCAUAAAAAUGCCGAUGAUGUUUUGUUUGAUAUGUUUAAAAAUGAAGAAACAGGAUUAUUGCCCGUUGGGAAAUUUUUGGCCGCCUUGAGGACUACCGGAAUUAAGAAAAAUGAUCCUCGGGUUAAAGAGGUCAUGCACAAUUUAUACAAAGUUCACAAGGAAUCAAAUCUCGAAGGAGGAUCUCCUGAGACGCUGAAAUUAGACAGACAAAACUUUAAAGAAGUCAUAGCUCCAAAUAUUGUGUUAAUCACAAAAGCAUUCCGAAGCCAGUUUGUGAUUCCCGAUUUUCAAGAUUUCAUUAAAGACAUCGAAGAAAUGUAUUGGUCAGCUAAGAGUAAUACAGAUGGCAAAGUAGCUAGUUAUAUCCCUCAGUUAGCUCGUGCGAGCAGCGAAAAUUGGGGUGUUAGCAUUUGUACGAUCGAUGGACAGAGAUUCUCGAUUGGUGACGUCAACGUUCCAUUCACUCUACAGUCAUGCAGCAAGCCCUUAACAUAUGCGAUGGCGCUAGAAACCCUGGGCCCUGACGUGGUACAUAAGUACGUCGGCACGGAGCCAAGCGGCCGCAACUUCAAUGAACUCGUCUUAGAUUAUAAUAUGAAACCUCAUAAUCCUAUGAUAAACGCCGGAGCUAUUCUGGUUUGCUCGUUAUUGAAAAGCCUGGACAAGCCAGAAAUGACUUUAGCUGAAAAAUUCGACUACGUUAUGUCAUUCUUUAGUCGUCUAGCUGGCAAUGAAGUAUUGGGUUUUAAUAAUGCUGUAUUUUUAUCUGAGCGCGAGGCCGCAGACAGAAAUUAUGCUUUGGGAUUUUAUAUGCGUGAACAUAAAUGCUAUCCCGAAAAGACUAACUUACGUGAAUGUAUGGAUUUCUAUUUCCAGUGUUGCUCGAUGGAAGCUAAUUGCGAUAUAAUGUCCAUAAUGGCUGCCACUUUGGCAAAUGGUGGAAUAUGCCCUAUCACGGAUGAAAAGGUCCUACGACCUGAUUCUGUUCGAAACGUAUUAUCGUUAAUGCAUAGUUGUGGAAUGUAUGAUUACUCAGGGCAAUUCGCCUUUAAAGUAGGUCUUCCUGCUAAAUCAGGUGUUUCUGGAGCAAUGCUCAUUGUCGUUCCUAAUGUAAUGGGCAUAUGCACCUGGUCUCCUCCUCUUGAUCCACUUGGGAACAGCUGCAGAGGUCUUCAGUUUUGUGACGAAUUGAUCGCGAGAUUUAACUUCCAUAAAUACGACAACAUCCGAUAUGCAAGUCACAAGAAAGAUCCUCGCCGCUACAAAUUUGAGUCCACGGGACUCAGCAUCGUCAAUCUCUUGUUCUCAGCUGCUAGCGGGGACAUAAGUGCCUUGAGAAGGCAUCAUCUGUCUGGUAUGGAUAUGAAUCUGUCUGACUACGAUGGCCGCACAGCUCUUCAUUUAGCGGCAGCUGAGGGUCACUUGGCUUGCGUGGACUUUCUCCUCGCUCAGUGUAACGUACCUCACGACCCUCAGGAUCGCUGGGGAAGUCGACCGCUCAAUGAAGCCGAGACCUUCGGCCAUGAUGCAGUAGUACAAUAUUUGAAGGAAUGGGAGAAAACGCAUCCCAGCAUCCAAAAAGAGGAAACCCAACAAACCGUCGAUGAGAUCCUUGAGAGGAACAAAAGGGAGGCAGAUGAGGCUUUAAAAGAUCCAAGUAUUCAAGAAAUAGUAACUAGAAAUGGAGAUAAAGUGCAGUAAAGUACACGUUGCCGCCAUUUCAGUAUUAUUAUCGUUUAGAUGGGGCAAUAUGUAUUUAAAUACGACAUUCUUAAAAUAUACCUACUAUUAAGCGUUAAAUAUUUAUAACAAGAUUAGAUCCUUUAUCAGUGGAUAGAAACUAAAGUAAAUGUGUUAAGAUGUAUUUUGGUGGUACACAUAUUGUGACAAUAUGUACUUUGAAAUCUUUAACGUUCAUAUUACAAUUUUGAAACAUCUCAAGCAAUACCGUAUGAAGAAUCUCAAACAUGAAGUUCUUAUAUUAAAUUAAUAUGUUAUAUUUUGUCAGUUACAGUCUUAAGUUAAUAAUUUUUGAAUCUCAAGUUAAACUCUUGUAUGACUAUAAUAAAGUUAAUUUUAAUUUAUUCGAGAGGCUGUGAUUUGUUAUCUACUUAUUCAUUAAAACUAUAACAGAUUAUAAAAUGUUAAAUUGUUCUGUCAUGACAAAAAAAAAUGCUGCGAAAAAAUACUGACAACCUUCACAAAUAUAUAGAUUCUAUAGUUCUUAUGUCACUAUUUCUUUCUUUCUUUUUCUUUAUUUUAUUUCAUGUUAUUGCUUCAUGACCUUAAAUUUGUUUAACAUUCCAAACUGUCAAUGUUACCAUAAAAGAAUUAUGUAAUAGCCUCUAAUAAAAUAAAUAAAUAUAUUAACUGUUAACUUCCUUGACAUGACAAUAAUAAACAUUUAGUAUUUGUAUUUUUCAAAUAUCCUUAAUCAAAUAACUAAUGGUUGUAUAGAUGUCAAUCAAUAGAUAAAAAUUCCAAUAAAAAAGUAAGGAAAAA
Messenger RNA from Danaus plexippus (monarch butterfly), 2855 nucleotides. It is a transcript of the gene GLS, whose product is annotated as glutaminase kidney isoform, mitochondrial. Gene Ontology annotation, biological process: L-glutamine catabolic process. The coding region runs from base 189 to 2054 and encodes 621 amino acids. Gene Ontology annotation, molecular function: glutaminase activity; protein binding. The transcript has 10 exons. Lineage: Eukaryota; Metazoa; Arthropoda; Insecta; Lepidoptera; Nymphalidae. The record is from RefSeq and is a predicted model, not a curated record.